Portunus trituberculatus (swimming crab) is the source of this 4945-nucleotide messenger RNA. RefSeq lists its product as uncharacterized. Lineage: Eukaryota; Metazoa; Arthropoda; Malacostraca; Decapoda; Portunidae. The coding region runs from base 1 to 4593 and encodes 1530 amino acids. Gene Ontology annotation, molecular function: protein binding. Gene Ontology annotation, biological process: cell differentiation; multicellular organism development. The transcript is spliced from 22 exons. The record is from RefSeq and is a predicted model, not a curated record.
AUGUGUAUCCGCUGUGCUGUGCUGCCGCUGCCGCCGCUGUGCUCUGCCGUCCUGCCAUCGAUCACUGCCGAGGUGUGCCGUGUGGGGCAGAGAGGGACGGGGAGGGGUGGAGUGGUCAAGUGUCACCGUCCAAAAAAGUUGAGCUGCUGCCUGAGUGGAGGGCCUGAGUCGACAGUCGUCCAGGAGACCCACCAACAGCAGAACGCGGAGAUGAGAGAAGCAACAAGGCUGGCUGGGCUGGUGGUGGUGGUGGUGGUGGUGCUCACUACAGGAGUGGACGCCGAACAGAAGAGCAUAGAUAUCGUGACUACCGUGCCAUCGUGUCCCUGGCCCUGUCCAGACUACCACCAGCCUGUGUGUGGCAAUAAUGGCAAGACUUACGCCAACCCGUGCCGCCUUCACGAAGCCAUCGCCUGUGAGAAUUCUUGCAUCCAGCAAGUGGCUGUGGGCCCGUGUGUGAGCUCGUGCCCCGAGGUGUGCAUUGAGAUCUACCAGCCGGUGUGUGGCAGUGAUGGCCGCACCUAUGGUAACACGUGUCACCUGGCCAUGGCACGCUGCAAGGACCCAUGCGUUGAGUUUGUACAUGAGGGGGAGUGUGCUGGUGAUGGAGGUGGAGGAGAACCAGGGUGCCAGACUAUUUGCCCAGAGGUUUAUGACCCAGUGUGUGGCAGCAACAGCAAGACCUACGACAACCUGUGUAAGCUGAACAAUGCCCAUCGCUGUGAGAGUCGCUGCAUCACCCUCAGAGCCCAGGGACCCUGUGCCCAUACCUGUGGUAACCCGUGCCCAUUCUCUAAUGAGGGAGUGUGUGGUACUGAUGGCAACACCUACCCUAACCAAUGUAUGUUGGAGGAGGCUGCAUGCCACAACUCCUGCCUGGCUGCACGACACAAGGGGCCUUGCACUCAGACACCUUCCAUUGCUUUAGGAAAUGAAGAUUGUCCAAGGAUAUGCACUGCAGAUUACAAACCAGUGUGUGGCAGCAACAGUAAGACGUACAGCAACCUGUGCAGCCUCAACUCGGCUACAGUGUGUGAUGACCCCUGCAUCACCCUGAGGCAUGAGGGACCCUGUGAACAUACUUGUGGGGAGCCAUGCCCACUGCUCCUUGACCAACAGUUGGCUGUGUGUGGCAGUGAUGGCACCACCUACCUCAGCAAGUGUCACCUGGAAGAGGCUGCAUGUCAGAAACCCUGUCUAACACAGCAGCACAAUGGUCCCUGUGGCUCGCAGGGGUGUGCUAUCUUGUGUCCACUACACAUUGACCCAGUGUGCGGCACUGAUGGCAAGACCUACAGCAACAUGUGUGCCCUCACUGCGGCUGCCCGCUGCAACAAUGACCCGUGCCUCUCCUUGCGGGCUGUGGGGCCGUGCUCUCGUGAGUGUGGGGAUCCUUGUCCUGGAAUUAUAGGUGGUGCAUCAGUGUGUGGUAGUGAUGGCACCAAGUACCCCAGCCAGUGCCACCUGGAGGAGGCAGCGUGUCACAAUCACUGUCUGGUGAUGGAAGAUGAAUCUCGAUGUGACGGUCACUUAUGCCCAAUGGUCUGCCCGUACUUCUUUGACCCGGUGUGUGGCACUAAUGGCAUCACCUACAUGAACAUGUGCACCCUCAACAAUGCCAGUGUGUGUAUCAGUGACUGUAUUCGCCUCCGAGGAAAGGGACCCUGCAGCUGGGAGUGUGGGGACCCAUGCCCAGCCCCAGGGCCAUCUGAUGCUGUGUGUGGCAGUGACAGCAUCACGUACCUCAGUCAAUGCCACCUGGAUGAGGCAGCGUGUCGCAACCCCUGCAUCAGCACAGCACACGCAGGGCCUUGUGGUGGUUCUGGUUCUAGGAAGUGUUGCAUUGAGGGCACAAGGUUUUUCCCAGAAGUGAAUGUGAAGAUGACUUGCCGCCAAGGAAUACUUCUGGCAGAGUCAACUGGGCAGAUAUCAAACCCUGGUGGUGUUUGCAGGUUUGCAGGCCGUGGGUAUGACCUUGGGGAGCACCUGAGGGACCUCUGCAUCCCGAUGAUGUGCACGGUUCAGGGAUGGGUCCCCAUUGGACCCAUCAGUGACUGCUGUGCCCAUUGUCUCCUGUACGGGGACAUGCAUAUCUUCACCUUUGACAACGAGCUGUACCACUUCUACGACAGCUGUAACUACACAGUCACCCAGGUUGGCUCCUCCUUCAAUCCUCCUGUGGGUGUGUUCACCACUCCUGUGCCCUGCAAGGAGAACCAGUACCCGUGCUUCUCAUCCACCACCUUCAAGAAUGGCCCACAGAUGGUCAUCACAAUCCACCACAAUGACAUCUAUAAAGUGAAUGUGAAUGGUGUGGACUUUAAGGUGCCAGAGAGUGGAGUGAUGGUCCUAGAGAACUAUCCAGCAGGAGUAAAUGACUUCCUUCCAGAUUAUAUUCCAGUGCUGGCGUGGCGAGGCAGCUGUGGCACCUUCCUCGCUGGUUCCUCGGGCAUAACGGUGCUGGUGUGCCCUCACCGCCUGGACGUGUGGGCCUCUGCUUCCCUCCUGAACCAGCUGGGCGGUCUGUGUGGCAACUAUGAUGGUAGUCUGAUCAACGAAUUCCAGUCUCGCAGUGGCACCAACUAUGACACCAACCCCUGGCCCAUUGCCUUCCCUGUAUCUUGGAGGUCAGCUGUGUCGACCACUUCCUGCAAGGACCUCGGCAGACGGAUCAACGCGGGUGACCCAUGCACUGCUAUGGAGACGUGGUUCUCUGUGUACAGGAGAACAUGCACUGCCCUGCUGGAGCACUACAAAUCCAACACCUUUAUGCUGGAGGGCAUGAUUUACAAUGUUGACCAGUACAUAGAGAACUGUAUCGUGGACGUCUGCCACAUGCACACCGGUGGUGCCCCUCACCAGGAGAUGCAAGACUGGCUUGACAUUCUCUCCACCAACCUCAAUGUGACUUUGAUCCUUGGGCGGAGAAGGGCUGAAUCCAAUGAUGAAAGUAAUGGCUGUGACACUGUCACCACAGCACCACCCUGCACCACUGUCACUGUCACUGCCACCACUACUGUCACCACUGCCACCACCACCACGCGAACCACCACCGCUACCACGAGAUUAGUUACCACCACCACUCGUACAUCUAUCAGCACCACUACCACUAUCCUCCCUGUCACCACCACGGUCACCACAACCACCACAGUUACUAUACCAAUAACGCCAUACCCUCUUCCUACUAUCACAUCGACCGUUACUGUUCAUAUUACCCCUUACCCUCCACAUACCUCUCAGAUCUAUAAUCCCCCUUACCCUCCACAAACCUCACAGGUCUAUAACCCAUAUACCACCAGGUACACAGGUUCUCCAUAUACUGACUUAUAUUCUAGUGAACACACCACUGGAUACGUCAACUCAUAUUCUAAUGACUAUGGAUUUACGAAUACUUUCACUCGGCCUUCUAAUGUAUACACUACUGGAUCCUCCUAUAACCUCAAUCCAUAUGUACCUAAUCCCUAUAGCACUACUCUCAAAACCACUUCAUCUUACGGCUUUAAUCCUUACAUUAAUCCAUAUGGUUCUGACCCCUAUGUUUCUCACAAUACUACUGCACCUUAUGACUUCAAUCCCUAUGUACCCAACCCGUAUGGUGCUACUUACGCGACUACUACAUCUUACACCAAUCCGUAUUUGCCUACUACUGCUAUACCUUAUGGCCCCAAUCCUUACAUUCCUAAUCCAUAUGAUGCUUCUCACACACGGUUCACCUACAAGCCAUCAUCUGUUAUUACUUAUUCUGUAUCUACAACUGUCUAUUCUUACGAUGAUAAACCUUACGGAUUUGAUUCAUAUAAAGAAUCGACAAGUAACCUUUAUGGCACCACUUACUUUGUCUCCGAUGUGUACAACCCGUAUGGAUCCAGUCAGUACAACUCGUAUGGACCAAGCCAGUCUUAUGAAGUAACCAGUCAGUACAACCUGUAUGGACCAAGCCAGUCUUAUGAAGUAACCAGUCAGUACAACCUGUAUGGACCAAGCCAGUCUUAUGAAGUAACCAGUCAGUACAAUCCGUAUGGACCAAGCCAGUCUUAUGAAGUAACCAGUCAGUACAAUCCGUAUGGACCAAGCCAGUCUUAUGAAGUAACCAGUCAGUACAAUCCGUAUGGACCAAGCCAGUCUUAUGUGACAACCAGUCAGUACAACUCGUAUGGACCAAGCCAGUCUUAUCAAGAAACCAGUCAGUACAACCCGUAUGGACCAAGCCAGUCUUAUCAAGAAACCAGUCAGUACAACCCGUAUGGACCAAGCCAGUCUUAUGUGACAACCAGUCAGUACAACUCUUAUGGACCAAGCCAGUCUUAUCAAGAAACCAGUCAGUACAACCCGUAUGGACCAAGCCAGUCUUAUCAAGAAACCAGUCAGUACAACCUGUAUGGACCAAGCCAGUCUUAUGAUGAGAUCAGUCAGUACAACAACCCUUAUGAUUCGACUAGUCCUUAUGAAGACUCCAAUCCGUACAUAACCUCGGUGAAGUGCGAGACCAAAUUGUGUCCCUUUAAGUGUGUUCCGAGCGCUGACUGCACUAGUUAUAAAUUGAAUGAGACGUACUGGUGUAGUAGGGGGUGUGUGUGUUGUUUGCUAGGUUAAAGUAGUGUUUUUGGUUGUUUUUGUUAAUGUUUGGUUUGUUUUAUGGUUUUGUGUAUAGUUUAAUGAUUUUAUUGUUUUUUAAGGUUUUGUUGUGAACUUGUGAUAUUGGGAUUAGUUAUUUUUGUAUUGUACAUUUCAGUGUAGGAAAUAUUUAUACUUUACUUAAAUGACAUAUGUACUUUGAUAUGUAUAUGGUUUCCUUUGAUGGUGUAAGAUGUGCAAUAAUGCAUCCAAUGGUCAGCGUUUAUGUAUUUCUCUGGCCAUCGUGUCUUUCCACUGUUGAAUUGAUACCUGAAAAUUUUGGAAUUGGCAUGAAUUUCUGUGGUGCAAAGAAUAUAUUCAUUGUUACUUG